Pipistrellus kuhlii (Kuhl's pipistrelle) is the source of this 1716-nucleotide messenger RNA. RefSeq names its product cerebellin 2 precursor (gene CBLN2). NCBI's taxonomy places the organism in Eukaryota, Metazoa, Chordata, Mammalia, Chiroptera, Vespertilionidae. The record is from RefSeq and is a predicted model, not a curated record. The transcript is spliced from 4 exons. Bases 285 to 1130 code for a protein of 281 amino acids. Gene Ontology annotation, molecular function: protein binding.
UGCAGAGCGGUGCGGAGCGCACCAGUACGAAGCUAGGGCUUGGAGGCGCAGGGCACGGAGCGGGCUGCGGUCCGGUUGGGGGCUCGGGGCGUGCGGGUCCGGGCCAAGCACCGGUGGGUGCAGCGCGCGGGGAGCAGGCGCGGCCGGCGAGGCGGAGGGGCAGGGCGGGGCGGAGCUGCAUUGGCCAGGCGCGGGGAGCGGAUUGCGCCCGGCCUCUCCUCCCGCCAGCUGCGCUCAUCCUCCUUAAGGAGAACUUGGCUGACGGCGGGGCUCGCUCGUCAUGGAUGUUCCAGGUCCGCUGGCGCUUUUCUUGUGAGGACGAUCCUGGCCUUCGCCAUCAGAGCAGGGGACCCAGGCCAGAGGAGGCUGUCCCCGGCCCCGCACGUUGCUCGGCCGCCCGCGUUCCUCCCGCCGCCUCUGCCGCUGUCCCGAGCGCGCCGCCCCCCCAAGCCCGGAUGAUGGCGCCUGGCCGGGGCCCCCGCGGGCCGCCGCUGACCAUGCCCGGGCUCCGGGGGGCGCUGCGCCAGCCGACCGGCUGCGGCUCCUGCCUCGGGGCGGCGCUGGCCCUGCUGCUGCUGCUGCUGCCCGCCGGCUGCCCGGUUGGGGCACAGAACGACACGGAACCCAUCGUGCUGGAGGGCAAGUGCCUGGUGGUGUGCGACUCCAGCCCGUCGGCGGACGGGGCUGUCACCUCCUCGCUCGGCAUCUCCGUGCGCUCCGGCAGCGCCAAAGUGGCCUUCUCCGCCACCCGGAGCACCAACCACGAGCCGUCGGAGAUGAGCAACCGCACCAUGACCAUUUACUUCGACCAGGUGUUAGUGAACAUUGGCAACCAUUUCGAUCUUGCCUCCAGUAUAUUUGUAGCUCCCAGAAAAGGGAUUUAUAGCUUCAGCUUCCACGUGGUCAAAGUGUACAACAGACAGACCAUCCAGGUCAGUUUAAUGCAGAACGGCUAUCCAGUGAUCUCAGCAUUCGCAGGAGACCAGGAUGUGACCAGAGAAGCAGCCAGCAACGGGGUCUUGCUGCUGAUGGAGAGGGAGGACAAGGUGCACCUCAAACUGGAGCGGGGCAACCUAAUGGGCGGCUGGAAGUACUCCACCUUCUCCGGCUUCUUGGUGUUUCCUCUAUAAAUGCCGAGCCUGGGCUGGCGGGGAAGUUGUCAUCUGGACCCAGGAAUCCGCCCUCCCUACGCCCCUGAACUUGGCAGAACAGGACAUCUUGUUUCCAAGCUCCGUCUGACUGUCGCGAUAAAAGAAUGAUUUCCUUCCAAAUCUCUAGUAUUUUCUCUGACUACUGACCGUUCCUUGGGAACCUGGCCUCUAAUUAGUUUUGAGCGAUAAGGUCUUCAGGAGAAAUGAUACUGCGGAUCUGAGCAAUUUGUACCUGCGAUUGUAACGUCGAUCUGGGAUUUUGCUGUUGGGACCACUGCGAUUUCUUCUUUUGUAUGGACACCGUAUUGUUGUCCGGAGCGAGGAGUGCCCAGACCUCAGGAUGGAUUGCAGGGGGCCGGCCGCACUCAAAGCAAGAGGCCUGCAGGUCACCGCCCACUGGCCAGCCCGUGAAAUGUGUUCUCUGUGUGUCUGUUCAGCCUUAAGAAAAAGGAUGGCUUGGCUUUCAUUCUGUGUGUUUCCCUGGGAGAAUGGGAGGACUGGGGAGGGGGGAGGGCAUUGUGAUCCUGUCGGAAGUGCUUUAUCUGGAGAUGCGAGUUUUGCACGA